UGCAUGCGGGGCCCGCCCGUGCUUCCCCCCCCCCCCCCCCGCUUCGCCGGCCCUGCGGGCAGGAAAAGGGCGGAAGGGCAGGGCAGGGAAGCACAUGAUGAAACUUCGCGGUGUGUUUCAACAGCAGCUGGCGGCGGGGGAGGAGCCGGCGGGAGCCGCCUCUUCCAUCCCCCGGCGCGGUGCGGACGGCGGCUUUCCGUGCGCCGGCGGCCGGGAGCGGGUGAGGCAGCGGAGCGGGUUCUCCACUUGCGCGUACAACAACAGCCUCACAAUGUGCGGGAUCUGGGCCCUGUUUGGGAGCGAUGAAUGCCUUUCUGUCCAGUGUCUCAGUGCCAUGAAGAUAGCACACAGAGGUCCUGAUGCAUUUCGUUUUGAGAACGUCAAUGGUUUCACCAACUGUUGUUUUGGUUUCCACCGCCUUGCAGUUGUUGAUCAGUUAUAUGGUAUGCAGCCUAUCCGGGUGAAGAAAUUCCCGUAUCUGUGGCUGUGUUACAAUGGAGAAAUCUACAAUUUCAAACAACUGCAGAAGCAGUUUGGAUUUGAAUAUCAAACAUUAGUGGAUGGUGAGGUUAUCCUUCAUCUUUACAACAGAGGAGGAAUAGAACAAACAGCGUCCAUGCUAGAUGGUGUUUUUGCUUUUAUCCUUCUGGACACUGCAAACAGAAAAGUGUUUCUGGCGAGAGAUACCUAUGGAAUCAGACCACUGUUUAAAGUGCUGACUGAUGAUGGAUUUUUGGGUGUCUGUUCUGAGGCAAAAGGACUUAUCAACUUAAAGCAUUCAACAUCCUUAUGUUCUAAAGUGGAACCGUUUCUCCCGGGUCAUUAUGAAGUAUUGGAUUUAAAGCCCUCUGGCAAGGUUGCGUCAGUGGAAUUAGUAAAAUUUCAUAGCUGUAAAGAUGAACCGCUCCAUGUUGCAUGUGAUACAGUGGAAGCUCUGCCUCCAGGCUUUGACCUUGAAACAGUGAAAAGCAACAUCCGUAUUCUAUUUGAAAAUGCUGUUAGAAAACGUUUGAUGGCUCACAGAAGAAUCGGUUGUCUUCUCUCGGGGGGCUUAGAUUCCAGCUUGGUUGCAGCUGUUCUUCUGAAACUGAUGAAAGAAAUCAACGUCAGUUAUCCAUUACAAACCUUUGCAAUUGGGAUGGAAAACAGUCCUGAUUUACUGGCUGCCAAAAAGGUGGCAGCACAUAUAGGCAGUGAACAUCAUGAAGUAAUACUUAAUACUGAAGAGGGAAUUCAGGCAAUAGAAGAGGUUAUCUUCUCGUUGGAAACCUAUGAUAUAACAACAAUAAGAGCUUCAAUUGGUAUGUAUCUUGUCUCCAAAUAUAUUCGGAAGAAAACAGACAGUGUGGUAAUUUUUUCAGGAGAAGGAUCAGAUGAGCUGACACAAGGAUAUAUAUAUUUCCAUAAGGCACCAUCUCCCGAGGACGCUGCAGAGGAGAGUGAGAGGCUUCUGAAGGAGCUCUACCUGUUUGAUGUACUUCGUGCAGAUAGAACUACUGCAGCACACGGCCUUGAACUUAGAGUCCCAUUUUUGGAUCAUCGAUUUACUUCUUAUUAUUUAUCUCUACCAGCAGAAUUGCGAAUUCCAAAGAAUGGAAUUGAAAAAUACCUUUUAAGAUUGUCCUUUGAAGAUUCCAAUUUACUUCCCAAAGAAAUACUCUGGAGACCCAAAGAAGCUUUCAGUGAUGGUAUAGCAUCAGUGAAGAAAUCCUGGUUUUCUAUUCUUCAGGACUAUAUUGAUCAACAGGUUGAUGACCUUUUGCUGGAAAAGGCAGCGGAGAAAUAUCCUUUCAAUCCUCCAAAAACAAAAGAAAGUUACUACUACCGCCAGAUCUUUGAAAAGCACUACCCAGGGCGAAGCAGCUGGCUGCCCCACUACUGGAUGCCAAGAUGGGUUAAAGCUACUGAUCCUUCUGCACGCACAUUGAAACAUUACAAGUCAGCCACCCAAGAAUAGGCUGUUGAAAUAAUCCCCCAAAUGAAAGUGCUGCAAGCGUUUUGUGUGCACUGUUUUAAGAAAACCAAACGAAUUAUGCAAACCUAGAUCUUAAAUCAUCUUUAAGAUGUAUUUUGACAAUGCUAUUGGAAAUGAGAGCUUUCUGUAGUUAGUGUACUAUUAAAGAUUUACCCUGCUGUAUCAAAACUUUGUAAUUCAUGGGAAAAUACUUUAUGGACAGAAAACUACAUUAUUUGACAACUCUGUUCCUUAUGUGACCUCCAUUGUAUUCAGUUGCCUGGCAGUUAUUUAAUAUAUUUUAGUGUGAGCUCUGUUACAAGGACUUGAAUCAGGCUGAGGGAUGCAAACAGCUGAAGGCCAUCUGAGCAAAAGGGAAUUUGGCUGUAGCUGUUUAGUGACUUGUGUUGCUGGCUGUGGGACUUGGAUAGUCUCUAUAUUAUUCUGUUCUGAAUGUCUUUCUACACACUCCUGAGAACCUCGGUGUAGUUUUCAAAAAGUAUUUAGAUAUUCAUAGCUAUGCAGAGAUGCUUACUUGAGAUUAUAAUAGGUGUGGUACUGGGUAUUAAUUAAAUGAAUGGGAAUCUUAUUUGUUCCUGUGAAGCCACCGGUUGGCUGUUUUGAGUCUUAUAAAUAUAUCAUGAGUCUAAAGAUAUUGUGGCUGUUACUGAAGAGCAGAACAGAUAAGGGAAGCCAAGUUAUGUCUUUGUUUCUAACUCAAGGAGUUCAAUUUUUAAAUUUAUUUAUUAUUCUUGAAAAAAAGAAAGGCUGUUAACUGGAUGAUAUGUGUCAGUCUGAUGGAAAUUGCAUGAGUAUUUUAAGAAAUUUUUCAUUUACUUUGAGAGUUUUUCCACCUGUGUGAUGAAAAGGUUGACUGUGUUGCCGCUGAACUUUGCGGUGAACCAACCUUGUUAACUAUAGAUUUUAGUCAGACAAAGCGUCACCAAUGACAGCGGGAUCAGGUGCCUUGCUUGGAAGAAUGGGAAAAAAGCGUCUUCACAAACUACAAGAACUUGUCAUACUCUGUUGAAAAGCACCUGCGUUUUUCUCCAGGACAACUUUUUAUUAACUACUUAGUCAUGGAGGCUGCUUUUUUAAAGGUAACUUAAAGGUGGUCAAGAGAUAGAUAUGUGUGCUACAGAUUGACUUGAUUAGCUUCGUGCUCUUUGUGAAGAUAAGUCUGCUUUAUUGUCCCUCUUGACUAGGAAACCAAAGCCAUUUUUUAUUUAAAAAAUAAAAUAUAUGCUGUUCUGAUUUAAAAUCUUCA
Molecule: messenger RNA, 3221 nt
Organism: Chiroxiphia lanceolata (lance-tailed manakin)
Lineage: Eukaryota; Metazoa; Chordata; Aves; Passeriformes; Pipridae
Gene: ASNS
Product: asparagine synthetase (glutamine-hydrolyzing)
Exons: 12
Coding region: 95-1957 (620 amino acids)
Cellular component (GO): cytosol
Molecular function (GO): asparagine synthase (glutamine-hydrolyzing) activity
Source: RefSeq, a predicted model, not a curated record